This is a messenger RNA of Erythranthe guttata (spotted monkey flower), 863 nucleotides long. The record is from RefSeq and is a predicted model, not a curated record. NCBI's taxonomy places the organism in Eukaryota, Viridiplantae, Streptophyta, Magnoliopsida, Lamiales, Phrymaceae.
CGGACAUUCUUCCUACUUAUGCAGAGUUGUUCCGACGUCACAUCUCAAACUCUCCAUUUUGCAUUUUAUGUAAUGAUCAACCGGAAACGAUCAUGCAUGUGGUCCUUGGUUGCCGAAGUAUAUUGCAGCUAUGGCUUGGUUCCCCUUUUUAUUUGAAGCUGAAUGGAGAAUUUCCAUCCUUCUGGACAUGGCUACAAUUUCUCAAAAUGAGUUUGAGCAAUGACAAUUUUUUACUUGCGGUGGUGGUGUGCUGGAAGCUAUGGGAUCUGCGGAAUAAUAUCAUCCAUGGAGAAUCCGGAUUCAGAGUUGAUGAGUUAGUGCCUUGGUUCAAAAGCUAUUUGGUCAUGUUUAACGAGGCGCGAUCUCCUACCCUUCCCUUGAAGGAACGGUCUAAUCCCAUUGCCUGGCAGCCUCCUCCUCAUGGGGUCGUUAAGGUUAAUUAUGAUGUGGCAAUCCCGCCGGGCAGCAAUUUCUAUUUGACGGCUAUGGUGGCUAGGAAUUCACUGGGGCAGACGAUAUGGUGGAGCGUAGAAAGGAUACCGGGUAUUAUUCGUCCAGUCGAAGGGGAAGCUCACGCCGCCCUUAAAGCGAUCCUUAAAGCAUUUUGUCGAGGUUGGCCAGCCGUUAUUAUGGAAGGGGAUUGCUUGAAUAUUAUCGGAGCCCUUCAAGACGAAGAUCAUUCUCUCACGUCCUAUGGUGCUUUUAUAGAGGAAAUUAAAAUUAUUGCCAAAACUUUUAAUAGUUGCUCGUUUUCUUUUGUUAAACGGCAUUGUAAUCAACUUGCUCACUUCCUUGCUAGGGAUUCAAACUUAGCUUGUCUGGAGGGUUCAUCUGUACCUCCCAACUUGGCGGGUUAUGCCUAA